GCUGCGUUGGCGCACGGCGGUGGCGGCGGCGGCUGCUCUCCGGGCAGAGGGAACCCCGAGCCGGGUCAGGCACCUGCCCCACUCCAGCGCUCGUCCCCCCGGGGCGGCCGGCGGGUCCCAGCGGGAUGGGGAAGCAUAACAGCAAACUGCGCCCGGAGAUGCUCCAGGACCUGCGGGAAAACACCGAGUUCUCCGACCUGGAGCUGCAGGGCUGGUACAAGGGUUUCCUGAAGGACUGUCCCUCGGGCAUCCUCAACGUGGAGGAGUUCAAGAAGAUCUACGCCAACUUCUUCCCCUACGGCGACGCCUCCAAGUUCGCCGAGCACGUCUUCCGCACCUUCGACACCAACGGCGACGGCACCAUCGACUUCCGAGAGUUCAUCAUCGCCCUGAGCGUCACCUCCCGCGGGAAGCUGGAGCAGAAGCUCAUGUGGGCCUUCAGCAUGUACGACCUGGACGGCAACGGCUACAUCAGCCGGGAGGAGAUGCUGGAGAUCGUGCAGGCCAUCUACAAAAUGGUCUCCUCCGUGAUGAACAUGCCUGAAGACGAAUCGACCCCGGAGAAAAGAACGGAAAAAAUCUUCCGACAGAUGGAUACUAAUAACGACGGGAAGCUCUCGCUGGAGGAGUUCAUCACAGGUGCCAAGAGCGACCCGUCCAUCGUGCGCCUGCUGCAGUGUGACCCCAGCGGUGCCAUGCAGUUCUGAGCCCCACGGACCCCCCACAGCCCCCCCGCGGCCCCCCAAGGCACCCCCCCCGACCCUGCAGCCAGCCACUGCCACUGUCCCUUGCCCGGCCCCCCGCGGUCCCCACCCUGUGCCCUCACAGCCCCCUCUGGGAU
Messenger RNA from Chiroxiphia lanceolata (lance-tailed manakin), 841 nucleotides. It is a transcript of the gene HPCA, whose product is annotated as hippocalcin. Lineage: Eukaryota; Metazoa; Chordata; Aves; Passeriformes; Pipridae. Bases 126 to 707 code for a protein of 193 amino acids. The transcript is spliced from 4 exons. Gene Ontology annotation, molecular function: calcium ion binding. The record is from RefSeq and is a predicted model, not a curated record.